CUGCUCAUUGGCACACGUCGAAGCGCGAGGCUCCCCCAGCCAAUGGGCGCCGGCCACACGGUGUUUAGCAACAUAACCCGGACUAUAAGAGCGCCGCUCGCCCCCCGGCCGCCUGAUUGCCAGUGUCCUCGAGCUCGCAGGAAGUGUCAGCAGCGGCUGGCUGCCCGAGUCACCGGAAGUUGUUACAGAGAUAGAGCAGGCCGCAGACAUGGCGGACGGGGAGGUCGUACUGUUAAUCCGGAGUCCCAGCCUGAAACAGGACGAGCGGGAGGUCAGGGCGGCCAGGAGCUGCUCUGUGCGUGAACUCAAAUCACAGCUACACCGGGAGCUUCCUGGGGAACCGGUGAGGAUCAGGGGCCACAUAUCACCUCCGGGGGGGCCACAGACUGCAUUAGGGGCCACCUAGCAUCUCCGGGGGGCCACAGCCUGCAUACCAGCUCCGGGGGGGAGGGGGUGGGCACAUACUGAAUAUCAGCUCCGGGGGGAGGGGGUGGGCACAUACUGAAUAUCAGCUCCUGGGGGCCACAGCCUGCAUUAAGGGCCACCUAGCACCUCCGGGGGGGCCACAUACUGAAUAUCCGCUCCUGGGGGCCACAGCCUGGAACAGGGGCCACCUAGCCCCUCCGGGGGGCCCCACAGCCUGCAUAUCACGGCCAUGGGAUUACUGACCCCGCCUGGUGAACCUGGUCUGCCUGUAUCCAGGGGUUCCUGGGUAAUGUAGUCCCCAGCAGCUAGAGUGCUGUCCGGGGGGAGGGAUAUAAAGUUUGUUGAGGAGUGGGCAGAACAUAGCUCUACCAGCUGUUACAUAAGCAUCAGCCAGAAGCAAGCACUGCUAUUCACAUUCUCUAAUAUAAUCUGUAAUACAUCUAUUAUUAUUAUUAUUCAGGGGUAGUGACCUAUUUGAAGUUGGUUUCCCACUCCCCCCUCCGAGAGCUCUCUCUGGACCCUUUUAGUUGGAUUCUUGGUUAUCUGACCCUAAUGAUUUGCUUCUCACAAUCCUGUGCUCUUUCUGCCUGCAGACCAUUCUGUCAGGGGUUUAUGAAACCAAUGGAAUGUCACAAAACAUUGGCUCAGAUUACAGGCAUUCCAACCAAAGGUGCAGAAAUAUUAUUGUUAUAUUAUAUUAAGCCUGUAUCCCAGUUACUCUUCCAAUGUACCAUAUUCUUUAAUUCACACAACAAAAUAUUAACAUUUAAGGUCGUGCUUACAAUGAUGGCAUUAUUGUUGUCACCUCUAGUUUAAAGUGACUGUCACCUUCUGGGGGUUUUGGACAUUUUUUCCCAAAACUUGAGGGUAGCUCCACCUCUUUCUAAAGAAGGGGAAAACAUAUAAGACAAAGUAGUCUCUAGAAUGGAACUGAUUUGGACACUAAGUUUAAGGUGACACAGCUGCUUCAACACUUUCAAGAAUAUAGAGGUUUUUUUUUGUUUUUUUUUUAAAUGUUCUGAAUGUUAAGGCCUUUCACCAACAAGCAUCUGUACUUUAGGCAUGAAUAACAUGCCAUAUUUUUAGCCUAAAAGAAUACUCUAAGCGCUUUAACCUCUAUAGCCUGCUGUAGUAGUUAUGGUGCCUAGAGUGUCAUGGCACCCUCACACUGUUUAAGAACACAGCUCUUGCUUCCUGAUUCUCCUGCUAUAAGAACUUGUGCUAAUUGGAAUGUUCCUUUAAGAUCGUAACAAGCUGUUGUAUAAAUAUGCAUAUCCGUGUAUGGGAGUUGGCCACUACUAGUUUAGUCAGACAGUUUAUUAUGUAAAAUGUUUGCAUACAGUUAGAAAAUUGCAGGAUAAAAGGAUCUAAAGAAACACAGGGCUGUAUACUAUAGUCUACUUUCACUAUACCUUGGGCUGCUUUAAAUCCAGUGUCUAUAUAGUUCAGUCUAUGGUCUCUUGUCUUGUUAAUUAUCUUGGACUUUAGAUCCCAUGGCUUUUGGACUGGCUUAUUAAAAUACUUGUUAAACAGGUUUUGUGCUUUUAACAUGCAUGACAAUUGUUUUGAAAGGUGGAUUGUGCAUAGUUGGAAUUUAUUCCCUAGGGCAGGCAUAGGCAACCUUCGGCACUCCAGAUGUUUUGGACUACACCUCCCAUGAUUCUUUGCCAGCAUUAUGGGGAAUGUAGUCCACAACAUCUUCAGUGCCGAAGGUUGCCUAUCCCUGCCCUAGGGUAUAAUUCAUGAUUGUUAACAUGAGCUAUACAUAACUCAAUGCUUCUUGAAAACUUUCAUAUGUACGACUGCUCAUCAGCAACAAAUGCAGUAUCAUAAUACUGUUUUGUGUGUCUUAUAAUUAUUGUUGCCAACAAAGCUAAUAUACACUGAACAGUACUAGAUUACAAACAUUAACAAAUGUAUUUGAUGGUAAAACAAAUUGAGUUUUCAGCCACUUUAACCAAUUCAACAGCAAGCCGGGCUUGCUCUGUCAGCGCGCUGUAAAUUGCGUUCAAGAUGACGAGUGGAAACUGACAAGGGAUUAGUUUACCCUUGGUCCUGUAAGGAAUAAAAAGUAUAUAUCAGCAGCUAGGUCUAUUUUCGGUUAUAAGAUUAGAAAAUUUUUAAAACACUCUUAAAGGAAUACUCUAAGAACCCUAUUGUAAAUCAUUAAAGGAUCACUAUAGUGUCAGGAAAACAAAGCAGUUUUUCUGACAUAGUGCCCUGAGGGUGCCCCCACCUUCAGGGUCCCCCUCCCGUGGCGCUGAAGGGGUUAAAACCUCUUCAGCCACUUAACUUAAUCCAGUGCCGGGCUCCCUCGGCACUGUUGACCUCUCCUCCCCGUCUGUCACUGGAGCUGAAUGCGCAUGAGUGUCAAUGCUUUCCUAUGGAGGCAAAAUUCGCCGCCAGCGUCGCAGAUGCGCCUCUAAUGGUUGUCCGCAAGACAGCCACCAGAGGCUGGAUUAACCCCAAAUGAAAAUAUAGCAGUUUUUCUGAAACUAUGUUUACAUGUGAAGGGUUAAAACCUGAGGGACCUGGCACCCAGACCACUUAAUUGAGCUGAAGUGGUCUGGGUGACUAUAGUGUCCCUUUAAACUUGUGUUUUUAUCAAGUACCGCUACCCGCCUUCACUACGUCUAAUGGCAAUCCGGAAGCUCUAUGUGAGCUAAGCAGCCAGGUAGGGCCAAGCUCAUUGGCUGAGUGCAAUCAGUUGACACUCUUGGGGCUUAGCUCUCCAUAGGAAUGAGGAGGCAAAGAGCAGUGCCAAGCAGAUGCUAAGUAAAACCGUUCUAAAAUGGUGUGACUACUUGCAAUUGGAAGUAGGGCACUUAUGGCACCAUGACCACUAUAGCAAGUGAUCUAUAGUUAUGUGGCUUGCUUUGUUGCUUAAAGAACAAAUUCUUUCAUAUCCUCCCUCUUACAUUCAGCCGUUUAGUUAAUGAGAAAAUAUGUAAUAAACAACAAGUACUUUAGAAGUAUGCUUAACUCUGGCAAGCUAUAGCAAAUUCCCAUGAUGCACUAAGAAGUAUCCUGCAUGUUUUAUUUUAUAGCUUUAUAUCUGAAACAGCAGUCUAUUAUGAUUUUAACAUGGUGUUUGUUAUGAUCUCGAGGUCAGUCACUGUAGGUGCAACAUUAGUAUUCACUGCCUGUUGUAUUUUUGUUAUUCAGAAAGAAGAAGAUCAGAGAUUGAUCUAUUCAGGAAAACUGCUCCCUGACCACCUGAAGCUGAAUGAAGUGCUGUCCAAGGUAAAUUCAAUCAGAACAUUUAAUUUUUUUCCCCAUUGCUAUAGCUAAAAGAGAAUUGCUUGUUCCCUCUAUUCAGAAUGUAAUCAUAUUAUUUGCUUUACAGGAAAACAGGCAUGUGCUGCACCUUGUUUGCUCUGCUCGGAGUCCACCCCAAACUCUGGUAUGUUAUAGAUUUAUUUUAUUGUUGGUUUUUCCAUUUCAGAUGUCAAUGGGCCUUUUGUUUUUAAUGUAAACACUCCAAGCACCAUAACCUACACAGCAGUCGAGCCAUUUUUAGAAUGUUAGACCUGAAUUCUGCCUCUUAUACAGUCUCCAGGCCUGCUGUAAACUCUCAGCAAGAGCUAAACCUGGCUGGGCAGGGAUUACUUUAUCUGCUGAUCUCUCUCUCUCUCAGCAAGUACUCUAAUCCAACCAGCUUGUCCUGUCAUGUAGGGCUUGGCUCAGGAGAGCUAAUAGAAACUCCUAAACACGAGAUUCUGAUUGGUGAGAAGAGGUUGGGAGCAGCACCCAGCAGACCACAUGUAAUAAAUCUGAUCAUUCUAGAACUGCUUGACUAUUUGCAAUAUGGUAAGCUGGUACCAUGAUCACAAGCUGUAGUGGUUAUUGUGCUUGAAAUGUUCUUGAAACAGCUAAAUUUGUCAGUCCCUGACAACCCUUUUCAUGUCAGCUUUGAUGUUGGAACAGGAAGGGGACAAGGCCUGUCUACCAAUAUAACUAUAUCUGCUUUGGACAACCUAUUCCAAAAUAGCAUGUCCUACUCAACUGCACUUUCUGUAAGAAACAGGACAUUACAUGCGUGCGUAAAGGAACCAGAUUGCAAUGCCAACUUCUUCCUUAACCCCCACCUUUUCUGUAUCAACACAUCUUUAAAUAUUUAUUUAAUACACAUUCUCUGCCACAUUACAUAGUAUUUAUCCCUGUUAUCGCAUGAUUUACUGCCCUUUCUGUUAAUUUGUCCAACAACAUUUCGAUUCACAUGAUUCUGUGAAAAUCACUUUUUGUGAUAAAGUGAUACUUUUGUACAGCUUAAACAAUAACUACACCUAAAAUUCAAUGACUCAAACCCUAACUCAUCAUUAGCUUAACCAGGCGCUAUCAUGUACUAAAGGUUUUGAUGGAAUAGUUAUAGAAAUUAUGUGAAUCUGGCAUUGUUAUAAAUUCAAAACAAAGUAUAUAUUUGCCAAAGUGGACAUAUUUCUUUUUAAGAGCACAGGCCUAAGUAUUAAGGAAACUAAACUAGAUUUCCAGGUAUUCAUGAACUACCAUUUAAAAUGAUCAGCAGAAAGAUUUGGUGGAUCAACUGUUAUUCACACUCCCUAUAUUAGACUGAUUAUCAUUUCCUUCCACUGUUAAUCCCCUGCUGGGACACAGAGCAAGGGAUUAUUUGCUUGUGUAGGCUAAUGAAAGCAACAUUUUCCUAGCAUCUGUUACUCAGCGUUGUAUGAUAUGCACUCUGGUCAAGAGUUGCCAAUACUGAGCUAUAUUACUGUAAUAUAGAAAUGGUGGAUUAUGCAAUAUACAUGGUUUUUGUAUUUUGCCAUGGUUACUUGUUCUGUAUACUCACUGUUAAAGAAUGUGCUAACACGUAUUUUUAUAUGCAGGCACAAGAGAAGACUCCUCCAGUAAGCACAGCUUCUACAAACCAGCCUUCAAGUCCUCCCACUGAUGGGUUAAGACAACGUAAUAAUGCUCCAGAGAAUGUUCCAACUGCCAAUCGCUUUACCAGGUAUUUACCCAUAACUGCAUGCUUAUAUGUAUUCUACAAUUACAAAGAAAAAUAAGAGGGAGCAAAGUCUAGGAAAAAGCUUUAAGUGAAGAAAAAAAUAAAAUCUAAUUUGUAUACCUUCUUUUCUGCCACUCCCAGCCAGUAGUAGUACUACAAUAACUUAGACUAUUAAUAAGCACAAGGUCUUCUGCCUACUACUGCCACCCAUUGCAUGUACAGAUUGGUAUGUUGGCUGAAGUGGUUAUUAUUCCUUUCUAUUAACUGGUAUUAAAGACCUCCCACUCAAUAAGUAGUAGUUGUUUUCAACUGAAUUUUAUCUACUGCAAUCUGACCUGGUUCAGCCAAUCAGAAUCUCCUCAGAGAUGAAUUGAAUCAAUGAAUCUCUGAGCAGAAAGUUCAGUGUCUGCAUGCAGGCAAGACUGAGUGGCCAGUGAAGUUAUCACUGGGCUGUAAUGUAAACACUGCAUUUUCUCUGAAAAGACAGUGUUUACAGCAAAAGGCCUGAAGGGAAUGAUUCUACUCACAAGAACAAAUGCAAUAAGCUGUAGUUGUUCUGGUGACUAUAGUGUCCCUUUAAGCACUGUCUGUUUUAGCGCAUGUCCCUAGUCCAAAAUAUACAUGAAAUAGAUAUGGUUACUUACAAACCAGGUAAUUUUAGAGAUUUUACCAGUGCUAUUUUGGCCUUAAACUAGUAAUUUCAGUGUCAGUUCUCCAGUUUAAUAAAAAAUAUACAAUAUAGGUGCAGUAUACGUAAAAAAACUAUAAAUAUAGAAAUAAAAUAAAAAAUAAGAGCAGCUACACACAUCCACUAGCGACUAUAGAUGAGUAUAAGCUCAAAAGUUAAAUAAAGUGUGUGCGCUCUUUACUCAUAAAACAUUAAGAAAAUGUAAACCAAUCAAUAAAUCAAUAAUUUAUUCUAAAAAAAAUAUAUUGUGAUAGAAUAAAUACCAAAUAACGAGGAUAAAAAACACAGGUGAUCUAGACCUGCUGAGAUGAGAACAAAAUACAAUGUAUCCCUUAAAAAGAGCAAAUAUAAUCCUACAGCAAUACAGAAUGCAUAAAGGGGUCAGAAGGAUUAACUCAGACACUAUGUGAAAAACAACAAAGUGUCAGAGUAUUAUCCCUACCAGACCCAGAUACAAAUAUAACAACUGUAACAAGUAAUACUCAAUAAAGUGUAUACAGAAAAGUACCUUUCCUCGGUGUGGGCCCCCCACCGAGGUACAUACACAAAGCGUGUAGAAAAAAUUAAAAAAUGAUGAAUAACACGGGCUGGAAGCGGUAGUGAAAUAUUUGAAGAGAUGGUAAAAUCCAGCAGAUGGCAUACAGGGUUCCUCAAAAUGCUAUAAAGUAUAUCGCGGUCGGGAUCUUCAAAAAAGACCGCGAUAUAUACUGGACUCACUCACUGCCGCAGCUCGUUAAAGCUUCAAUACCAGAUAAGUUCAUCCGAUGGAAAAGAAGGAAAGACCGCCAAAAUACAAAACCGCUUCCUGCUCUCACUCAAUCACAGCAGGUGUAGGUUAAUCCGACAUCCGUCUACGCGUUUCGUCCCUCCCACGGCAGUUUAAUAAAACACACUGACUGUCAUGAUUUAAUAUGCAUCUCUUCUAAUAUAUUUUUUCCUUUUUAGUCCUCCAGGAGCCAACCCUGCUAUUUCUCCAUACGCAGUAUACAGUCCCCAGCAGCUUAUGUGGCUGCAACAGAUGUAUGCCAGACAAUACUACAUGCAAUAGUAAGUCAUAUUGUUGCUGCAAUCACACUCUAGUCCCUGCGAUAUAGCACCUGUGAAAUCAAAUCUGGCUUGACUCGCAUUCCUUUCCAAAGAAUAGAGCAAAGGACAGUGUUUGGCGUCCGCAUGCGCUGUGCUAAUGCUUUCUUUGUGAAGACCUUCCGUUUCAAAAGUCUUCACUGAGGAAGUGCCCUUUGACAGUCUUGAUCAUCACUAGAGAUGUGAUAAAAUCUUCCACUGUAUAGAUAUCAUGUGACCUAAAGGUCACCUAAUACCUGCUGUGUUGCCGUGAAACUAAGUUGCAAAGACAAGUCCUCUUUGAGGUCACCAGGGGUUUACCUUAAAUAGCUUACUAGUCACCUGAUCCGCAACGCCGACUGCUUAGAGUGUGUAACUAUUUUACUAGAGAUAUUGCUAAAAUUGAUCAAAUAAAUUGAAUAAUAGGGGAAGGUGGAUUAAAAAAUAUAAAUCUCAUCAAUCACAACUACACAGUACGACACACAAUGUUUGUAGAUAUUAAAUGGCCCCAAACUGCUGCAGUAUAGUAAAUCUACAAGUAAUGGUAGAACAAACUGAACACUGAUAUUACUGUUACUCAUCACACCUGCCUGAACUUGUUAGGAACUAAAUACAUCAAAACAAACCUGUCAUUGUGAUGUUUUAUUGCCUUGUGGCUGGUGAGUUGGCUUUUUAGGUAACUAACUUUUUCCUUAUUUCUUUCUCUAGCUAUGCUGCUGCAGCAGCUGCUAAUCCCCGCUUCCCUUCUCAGAGUACUCAGGAAAUACCUGUUGUACCAGCUGCUGCUCCAGACCCGUUGCCACACAGGUUUCCUGCAGAAAAUCAGCCACAAAACCCAGAUGUUCAAGCCCCAGUAAAUCCAGCUGCCAAUCCAAACAUGCGCAUGAAUGCCCAGGGAGGACUUGUUGAGGAAGAGGAAGAUUUGAACAGAGAUUGGCUGGACUGGGUUUAUUCGGCUGCUCGCUUCGCCAUCUUUCUGAGUAUCCUGUACUUCUAUUCCAGCCUGAGUCGCUUCAUGAUGGUCUUGGGAGCCAUGAUUCUCAUGUACCUGUAAGUCUGGUAUCUACUGCAGUCAUUGUCUAGUUUGGUUUGACUUUUGCUAUUUUUUUCUAAUUUUACUUUAAAAUAAGACCUACUUAGUAGAUGUCCUAAAAGGAACACUCCCCUACCCUAAACUACUUCUGCUUGCUGAAGUUCCCCUCUGUUUGCCAAGUUUCAAUGUAAAACCUGCGCUUUUAAAAGUCCAUAGUUCUAAUCUCCUAGCUGUCAGUCUGACAGGAUGGAGGGUUUAAAGGACCACUCUAGGCACCCAGACCACUUCAGCUUAAUGAAGUGGUCUGGGUGCCAGGUCCUUCUAGGGUUAACCCAUUUUUUCAUAAUUAUAGCGGUUUCAGAGAAACUGCUAUAAUUAUGAAUGGGUUAAGCCUUCCCCCUAAUCCUCUAGUGGCUGUCUCAUUGACAGCCACUAGAGGCGCUUGCGUGCUUCUCACUGUGAUUUUCACAGUGAGAGCAUGCAAGCGUCCAUAGGAAAGCAUUGUAAAUGCUUUCCUAUGCGACUGGCUGAAUGCGCGCGCAGCUCUUGCCGCGCGUGCGCGUUCAGCCGGUGGGGCGGAUCGGAGGCGGAGAGAAGGAGAGCUCUCCGCCCAGCGCUGGAAAAAGGUGAGUUUUUUUUCCCCCUUUCCCCCUUCCAGAGCCGGGCGGGAGGGGGUCCCUGAGGGUGGGGGCACCCUCAGGGCACUAUAGUGCCAGGAAAACGAGUGUUUUCCUGGCACUAUAGUGGUCCUUUAAUGCCUCACUUGCACUUAAACUAUAGUUCAAAAGGUAGGACCAUACUUCUCAUAGCACUUAAUUGAGUGAGCACAGUGAUUGCUGCAUAGGUCACUGGUCCUCAGUGCUUCUCCAAGAAAAUAAACGUACAUUUUUUUUUCAGGGGUGAGAGUCUCCUGCAGUACAGCUUGACUUGCUCUUGCUGUGAUCCUCAUGAGUGAUUAGAUCUAAGUCACAAUGCUCUCCGUAAGGGUGGUUUGGGGCUGUAUUGAGCCUGUAAUGGUCCUGAAGAAAAAAUGUGGUGAGGUUUUCCUUUCAUAUUGACAAAGACCUCUCCUGCUUCUGUGACAGAGCUAGUCCCAGUUACUGCUAGAAUUAGACAUAUCACAUUAGUCUAUGCUUAUAGUUUAAUCUGUCUUUUGCUUGUUUAUAAAAACUAACUGGUCCAUCUUUUUCAGACACCAUGCAGGAUGGUUUCCCUUCAGACAGAGACAAUUACAGCAAGUGGUAAACCCUGCUCCCCAGGCAGCUCCCAAUCAACAGGACCAAAACAACAACUUACAGGUAAGAGCCGGCACUGCAGUCUGCGCACCCAGGAAAUCCGAUGCUUUCACCAAACUGACUUUAUGCCCCUAGUAUACCACUAACCUUUUAUCAAUGCAGUUAUUUGCAGGUUGGUGCACCUUGUGUUAGUAGCCAACACAGACUUGCAAAUUAUAAAUGAGCAUCUUUCAUAUAUUGAGGUUAAUAGAUAUGAUUCUCAGGUUAAACUUUCAGCCGUUCCAUGAAGGCUAAAAUAUUCUUGUGGGUUGUUCAGCUAUCAGCACUCUGCCCAAGAACUACUGUAUGUGCAUGGUGGUUUAAAUACCAUAUACUGGGUUGUACAGUUGGAUGUAGUGGUAACACUGUUCUGCAAACUCCUGUGAAUCAGUAGUACACAGCAGUGGGUGUACCAGAGUCCUUGUUCGUGCUGUCUUUUGUUUGACAAGAUUUUGAUUAUGGUUUCUCUGUUUACAGGAAAAUGAGAAUGCCGAUGAAGCGUUUGUUGAGGAUGCAGCAGCAGCGACUCUUCAGACGCAAUCCUUUGUGACAACCGCCUGGAUAUUUUUUAAGACUUUCUUUGCCUCUUUGAUCCCUGAAGGCCCUCCUGCAAUUGUCCAGUGAUGACCGGAUUAACUAGGACACAUGUAACCCAUGUAAACCUUUCUGCUGCAUGCAUAGUCUUCCAUGCUUACAAAGCACAGACAAAGUCUGUUUUAGGAACUGAUGCUUUGUAGAUCUCCAGAAGAACUGUCACACCCUGACCAGUAUCCGAAGUGAAGCAUAUACUUUUUUUUUUUUUUUUUUACCGGUCCAAGAUGUGUGAAACCUACACAUCUGAGUAGGCCAGUCCUGCUCGUACCAUUUGAUUCCUUGUGGAAUGUUGGGACAAUUUUACACUAAUUGUAGUGUUAACGUUUACAAACUGCAACAAAUCUUGUAUUUUGAACAGAGUUCUGCUUUGACUGCUAGAGGCCGAGAGCAAAUGUAUUACUGUACAUCAGUAUGCUUCUCUGCAUUCUAAAAUCUAUUUUGUGAUCAUUUUAUGCACAAAAGCUUGCACUUUAGUAAAGUUUUCAAUAAACUGAAAUGCAUUUUAUUGCAAUA
Pelobates cultripes (western spadefoot toad) is the source of this 10556-nucleotide messenger RNA. The record is from the annotation of a GenBank genome assembly. NCBI's taxonomy places the organism in Eukaryota, Metazoa, Chordata, Amphibia, Anura, Pelobatidae.